AUGAGAAUGUUCCAGGAACGUUUACAGCAGUACAAGUAUAUGGAAUUAUCCAAGAAACAACAGAUGGCGGACUUGAAUAUCAAGAUUCCGGAUAUCGAAAAGAACUUGGAGAUCAUUGAUCAUAUCCAAGAGAGGAAAUCUGAAGACGAUGAAGACGGCGAUGCAAAAGUCAUAGAAACAAACUACGAGUUGAACGACACAUUGUACACAAAGGCAUCCAUUGAUGUGGAAAAGUUAAACUCGGUUUACUUGUGGUUGGGAGCCGAUGUCAUGCUUGAGUAUCCUUUGGAUGAAGCUGUAGUCUUGCUUAAUGAUAGAUUGAACAAGAACAAUGAGCAAUUGAAAAUCAUCAAGGAAGACUUGGAAUUCUUGAAGGAGAACAUCACAACCAUGGAAGUGAACACCGCGAGAUUGUACAACUGGGAUGUAGAAAGAAGAAAGAAGGCAAAUAGUUAG
Messenger RNA from Scheffersomyces stipitis CBS 6054, 456 nucleotides. Its product is annotated as tubulin-binding prefolding complex subunit. Gene Ontology annotation, biological process: tubulin complex assembly; microtubule-based process; protein folding. The transcript has a single exon. Gene Ontology annotation, molecular function: tubulin binding. Gene Ontology annotation, cellular component: cytoplasm; prefoldin complex. Bases 1 to 456 code for a protein of 151 amino acids. The record is from RefSeq and is a predicted model, not a curated record. NCBI's taxonomy places the organism in Eukaryota, Fungi, Ascomycota, Pichiomycetes, Serinales, Debaryomycetaceae.